Molecule: messenger RNA, 1408 nt
Organism: Halteromyces radiatus
Lineage: Eukaryota; Fungi; Mucoromycota; Mucoromycetes; Mucorales; Cunninghamellaceae
Product: Gti1/Pac2 family-domain-containing protein
Exons: 1
Coding region: 124-1059 (311 amino acids)
Molecular function (GO): DNA binding
Source: RefSeq, a predicted model, not a curated record
UUUUUUUUUCGGUCACCGCGCCUAUUCAUUCCCCUUCCCCUCGAUCAGUUUUUUUUUUUUUUCUGACUAUAUAUAAUUGUUUCUAUUUCUUCAUUUGUCUUCCACUCAUUUUAUAUUUGAACAAUGGAAACAUUUAUUGGACAUAUCAAGACUCCUCAAGAUGCCUUGAUCAUAUUUGAAGCUUGUCGACGAGGUAUGCUACACAGAGUCAAGCGACGACUUUCCACCAAAGAGCGCAUAAACAUUCAAUCGGGGUCCAUAUUUGCUUUUGAUGAAGCCGAAGCUGGUAUGCGACGUUGGACAGACGGACGAACAUGGUCUCCAAGUCGUGUUUUGGGGAGUUUUUUGACUUACCGCGAAUUGGAUACAAAAAGACGACCUAGACGACAUUCUUCUCAUGCUGGUACUUGUUCUUACAAACCCAAUGGUCUUAUCAAACAAAGUUUCUCCAUUUGUACUGCAUCUAACCAAAAGAUGCAUCUCAUCUCUUAUUAUUCCAAAGCUGAUGUCAUCAAGGGCAAACUCACUUUACCUUCCAUGGAUCUUCGACUUGGUAACAUUGUCAUUCCCAAAGGUUUUUAUCCGGAACUCAAUCCCUUGGACACCAGUGGUGGUCAUUCUGCAACUUUACACCUAAUGAUGAAAGCUUCCAUUGAAAACCAACAACGGCAACAUACUAACAGCCCAAGUCCUCCUUCUAGCCCAACGACGACUACUACUACUACUACUCCUCUCAACCAUUCGGAAAAGGAUCAUGGAUUAUUAUUACGACAACAACCACCUUCUUUAUCAUCGUCACCAUUAUCGGUUUGUUCUGACGAUGAUUUAUUAUCGCCUUCUCAUACAUUAUUACCAUUCACAUCUCAUCAUGUUACAACUGCAUCAUCCAAUGGAACUCAACAAUCAUUAUCGGCUACGCUUACAUCCAAACAUUCUCCAAUAAUGGCAAAUCAAUCUACUCAGCCUUUGUUACCUCCUGUUCAAGUAUGGAAACCUUAUUCUUUACAAUCCGAAGAUACGAGACAAUUGGAAGCUCUCAAGGCUCAAUUACGAAUUUGAAUCAUCCUCUUCCCUCCUUAUCUCUUUUUUUUUUUUGUAUAUAGUUUAUGCUUUUUUUUUUGUCCUUUUAUUUACACUCUUUAUCCUCCCUCUCCUUGUUAGCUUAUCUAAUAUAUAUUAUAUUAGAUGACUAAUUACAAACAUUUUGACAUUAUCAUUAGUUUUGUAUACAUCUGAAAUCUUUGAUUCCUUCACCAUUCGUUCGUUUGUUUCAUCUCCUUCCCUUCCUUUUUAUAUACAUACUAGUUUAUCAUUACCAUCGUUCGUCUUUUUAUUAUUAUUAUUAUUAUUAUCAUUAUUAUUAUUAUUAUAUAUAUAUACAAAUGUCUACACACAGAUACACAUCCAC